Molecule: messenger RNA, 1668 nt
Organism: Emiliania huxleyi CCMP1516
Lineage: Eukaryota; Haptophyta; Isochrysidales; Noelaerhabdaceae
Exons: 4
Coding region: 1-1668 (555 amino acids)
Source: RefSeq, a predicted model, not a curated record
AUGGCCGGAUGCGUCGUGGCAGACCUCCUCUCGGUCACGGUCCCGCACGGGGAUCCACCUCCUUCGGCCCUGGCCAGCGCAGUCGUCGCGGCCUUGGCGGGCGAGAUAGACCCGGCUCUGAAAGCAGCGGCGGCGAAGCUUGCACGGCAGAGUCACAAAAAAGCGCUCGCAGACCUUGCGGCCACGAUCUCGGCGAGACGACGGCGCGUGAACGUGCUCAAGUGCAGGAAAAAGGACUAUGCGGCAGCGGCUGCCGCACACUUGGUCCGUGGGUUUCAGGAACAUUUGGAUCCCGGCCGCUGGAGGAUGCUAACGACGUGGCUCGAGCGCUCACCGACGCUAGCAGCAGCUCUGCAAGCGGCGACAGGCGACUUGGUGGAUGGCGAGGACGGCAGUGAGGCGGAGGCGGCGGAGGCGGUGGCAGGCCUAGCGCGUGCUCCGGCGCAAGCGCUGGGGCGGGCACCGCUCGUGGAGGGCGGCGGGAAGGGGAACGGCGUGGUGGUAUCCGUCGCCGCAACCGUCGUGGAUGACGACGCGUCGGACGCCGGCUCCUCGGGCAGCGCCGCGUGGGUCGACGCCGAGGCCAUUGAGGUGGACGCCGACGAGGCAAUCGGCGCGGCGGGCGGUGCGUCCGAGCUCUUCAUCGCCGCCUCCGCCACGCCGCCGCCGCCCGCCGGCUGGGAGUGGCCGCGCAAAGGGGACGAGAUUGAGGUGGAUGAGGACGGACUGUCGACCGUGUGCCGCCGUGCGACCGUCACGGCCGUCAUGGCGGAUGGCUGGUUCCAGGCGGUGGCCCGCUCGCCGUCCGAUGAGGCAGUCUGUCACUGGUUCACGUGGCGCGAAGAGGGCACCGACUGGCGGCGUGCGGCGCCCUCUCCUCUGGCGACGUCUGCACCGCUCAGCGCGCCACGAGGGCGGCUCUGCGGCAACACGCACGAGCGCGUCGGCGGCGCCUUUGGGUGCAUUCUGCCGGCAGGCCAUGCCGGGCCGCAUGACUACGCGCCGCGGAGAGAGCGGCGCUCCGCAAAGCGGCCGCUCGAUGCAUCGGCGACAGCCGGCCCGGCGUGCCGGCGAGCCUUGCAUCUGGCUGUGGUGUCUGAAACCGCACUUGUCUCGAUGCAUCGGCGUGUGCUGAUCGUGCGCCGCGUGGGCCAGUCGACGGGCUGUCAGAUCAACUUUCCGCAGUCGCACGCCGAACUCCUCAGCAAAGCUAGCGAUAAGCUGCAGCUUACGACGCCGGCGACGCUCUGCUUCACUGAGACGGGCGAUUUGGUCCUCGCCGAUGACUUUGAGACCAUUGAGAGCGGUGACACGACCUAUGUCUCGUGCGGCGAGCCCUGGGUGCCGCCUGAGCAAGCCACACAGGGCUUUGCGAAGCGCAAGCACGGCCUGCUCAGUGAGCUCGCGCAGGACGGCAAAGUGAGCCUGCACGAUGCAGACGCAGCAAUCCAAGACCGCAUCAAGAAUGAGGCGUCGCCCAUCCUCAACAAGGCGUGCGAUGCGACCAAGCACACCGUGCUGCUCCGCCUCGGCGACCAGGGAUGCAAGUGGGGCUACGAAGCGAUGGAGAGCGCAGUCUCCCCCGCGUUCGACUCGCUGCUCGAAACCGAGCCGCUGUUCAAAGAUGUGCUCGCUGAGGCGGUGCCGUGGGGCGGGGUUGUGGAGUAG